CGGUUGGCGUUUAAAGGCUCCGCGGCGCCAAAGGGCCACGAGUGGCGCCGCCGCCUCCCCCCCCACGCACACACGCACACACGCACACACCUUGCGGCCCGGAGCAGCGGCAGCGGGCGGAGCGGGGAGAUGGUGUCCAGAGCCGCCGACCGGCUGCUGAUUGUGGUCUCCGUCCUGGAAGGGCGCUAUUUUCCAAAACGACCAAAGCGUAUGCUAAUAGUUGAAGCGAAGUUUGACGGUGAACAGCUGGCUACUGAUCCUGUAGAGCAUACUGAUCAGCCUGAAUUUGCCACUGAAUUAGCUUGGGAACUUGAUAGGAAAGCACUUCAUCAGCACAGGCUGCAGCGCACACCUAUCAAACUCCAGUGUUUUGCGUUGGAUCCUAUAACUUCAACUAAAGAGAACAUAGGCUAUAUUGUACUUGAUUUAAGAGCUGUCCAGGAAAAGAAACAGACACCAAAAUGGUAUCCUUUACUUAGUAACAAGUACACUAAAUUUAAAUCUGAGAUACAAGUAGGUGUUGUGUUGGAAACUGAUACAAAAGCAGUGGUGGAUGGUUUUAAAGCAAAGGAGGCACCUCCUAGAGAAGGGAAAGUAUCCACCCUUCUUUCUGGACUGGACCCUAAAAGUAUUGUAGCAGUCCUGAAUGAAGAGGAAGGCUAUCAUCAAAUUGGACCAGCAGAGUAUUGUAGAGACUACUUUGUUCUGUCUGUAACUAUUGUAUUUGCCACACAACUAGAACAGUUAGUUCCUAGUACUAUGAAGCUUCCGGAACGACAACCUGAAUUUUUCUUCUACUACUCAUUACUUGGAAAUGAUGUCACCAAUGAACCUUUCACUGAUUUAAUUAAUCCAAACUUUGAGCCAGAAAGAGCUUCAGUUCGAAUACGUAGCACAACUGAUGUCCUCCAAGUUUAUCUCUGUGCACAGUCAAAACUGCAGAUCCAUCUUUGCUGUGGGGACCAGUCUCUUGGAAGCACUGAAAUACCGCUGUCUGGACUGUUGAAGAAAGGAAAUGUGGAGAUUGAUCAGCGCCCUGUGGCAAUAGAAGGAGCAUUCAUCCUUGUUCCGCCAAAUAGAGCUAAACAAAAACUGCCGCAGUUGCCUUUGGACAUGGCUCCUACUGUUGGAGUGUCUAUAGUUCUGCAAAAGGAAAGCUUAUGUGCCCAGCCUUUCGUCCCCUUAAAUGCUCCAACUGAACCUGAACACCAACAGAACAAAGUUCUUUCACCUACUAGAAGAAAAACAGAGGGCUUGGAGCAGAGAUGCCAGAAUGUCCCCUCUCAUACCGACCAGUCUUCUCCGACAGAAGAUGAAGCAACAGAAAGUGAAAUGGAAAGUCUUAAGUCUGACAAAGGCAUAAAACUAAAUAAAACCGGGCUGGUGGCUGAGCCUUGCAAAGAAGUUAACAAACAGUACUCUGAAGAGCUACCAGUUUGCAAAUCCCAAAGCAGAGCAAAGUCACCUUUACUGUCAGAGCUGCAAACUGACAGUGCUCCAGCAGCUGUAUCUCAGUCCAACCCUGUGGGUGCAUCAAGUUCUUCUGAGCCUGCUUCAGCACAGAAAAUUGUCAUUCCAGCAGCCUCUCACCAUUUUUGCUUUUCAAUAGAUUUACGAAGUGUACAUGGUCUGGAAGCUGGGUUUCCAGUAAAUUGCAUUUUAAGGUACUCUUAUCCCUUUUUUGGUAGUGCAGCACCUAUAAUGACAAACCCGCCGGUAGAAAUCAGAAAGAACAUGGAAGUUUUUCUUCCCCAAUCCUACUGUGCAUUUGAUUUUGCAACAACACCUCAUCAGCUUCAAGACACCUUCUUCAGGUUACCCCUGCUUGUUGAAUUGUGGCACAAGGACAAAAUAGCCAAAGACUUGCUUCUAGGGGUUGCAAGACUUCAGCUUUCAAAUGUUUUGGCUUCGGAAAAAACUCGGUUCCUGGGGGCUAAUGGUGAACAGUGCUGGCGCCAGAUCUAUAAUGAAACGAUCAGUAUCACAGCAGCACAAGGGUCAAGUAACAGAAUAGCAGAGCUUUCUUAUACCAUCGCUUUGGAAGACUAUGGGCUUGUGAAAAUGCAUGAAGUUCUGGUGUCGGAUUCUUCUCAGUGUAUAGGUGCUGGUCAACAGCAGCAUGUCCCUCAGCCUCGUGCUCCAGAAAUCCAGCCAGAACCUCGAGAAACUCUUGAGUACAAAGCAGCACUGGAAUUAGAAAUGUGGAAGGAAAUGCAAGAAGACAUUUUUGAAAAUCAGCUUAAAAAGAAAGAAAUGGCCCAUAUGCAAGCACUUGCAGAAGAAUGGAAGAAAAGAGAUAAAGAGAGAGAAGCAUUAGUGAAGAAAAAGGUAGCAGAAUACACUGUUUUGGAAGAACAACUUCAGAAAACCUUGAGAGAUCUAGAUAAGCGAGAGCGACAGCUUUAUAGUGCAGAAUCAGAGCUUCAAAGAGUGAAGAAGGAGUUACUAGCAGAGCAUGAGCGAAAUAUGCAGGAGUUACAGGAUUCUGUACGGCGAGCCAAAGAAGAAUGUGCACAUCAGGUUGAGCUGGAACGGUCAAAAAUCAAACAGCUAGAAGAAGACAAGCUUCGCCUACAGCAGCAGCUUUAUGAAGCAGAAAAUAAGUAUAAAACUUUGGAGAAGGAGUUCCAGCAGUACAAAGAACAACAAAGUUGCAAACCAGAAAUUCGUCUACAAUCAGAAAUAAAUCUUCUCACUUUAGAAAAGGUUGAACUUGAAAGAAAGUUGGAGUCAGCUACCAAGUCAAAACUCCACUACAAACAGCAAUGGGCAAGGGCUUUGAAAGAACUCGCGAGGUUAAAGCAGCGUGAACAAGAAAAUGCAAUGGCUCGCCUUAAAAAGCAGCAACAAGAGCUGGAGCACAUGAGGCUGCGCUAUUUGGCAGCGGAAGAGAAAGAGCUGGGGAAAACAGACCGACAAGAGCUGGAAGACAUCAGAAAUGAACUUAACAGGCUAAAGCAACAAGAAGAAGAAAGAAAGCAAUUGCAAGAUGCCAGAGAGAAUUCUGCUGGUAGAGUGGACAAUCUUCAUUCCAGAAAAUUAAAUGAGAACAUGGACGAUUAUCUAUCUCGUCUGAUAGAAGAGAGGGAUACCCUGUUGAGAACAGGAGUAUAUAAUCAUGAAGACCAUAUUGUGAGUGAACUUGAUCGUCAAAUCAGAGAGGCUAUUGAAAAAAGGAACAGCACUAAUAAGAGCAUAUAGGAAACUAUAAAAAGUCAGAGCCUAAGGUGGAACGGAGUAAUUCUGUAAACCUGUAGUUCUUACUCUGCAAAGAUGUAAGGACAUGCUUGAUUUUGCACACUGUCGUUGGCCUUUUUGAAGUCAAUGUAAAUAUAUGCAACAUACGAGGUUAAGCACAGUUAAGUUUUACGGGGUGAGGGUGGCUGCUUUUUUAGUGUUUUUAUACUCAUAUUUAUAUGUGUAAAUAUAUAUUUAUUUUGUGUACUCUUUGAAAUGUUUUCUCCUUUUUUUGCAUCACCCUGGCUGGAUUUAUUUGUAAUAUUUUUAUAGCCCUAAAGUGUUUUUUUCAAUAUUGUCAUAAUUUAUUACAUUUUUUUUUAAGAAGAGCUCUUCAACAGAACUAGGAAAAAUUGACCUUAGCUUAACUGAAGUGCUGUACUUGAACAAAUAUCAUUUCUUGCCAAAUUGCAAGGUAUUUCAUUUUUGCUUCUGCAACUGUAGUCACGAUAACUAAGUUCAGUAGCUAGUAUUCUUUUAAGAGCAUAGGUUUUGGAAAACUUAAUAAUAGCCAGUGACAAGAUUUGGGGGGGGGGGGGGAGGGGAAUACCUCAAAGUAAAAUCUAUCAGACAAACUCCAUGAAAUACUGAGUAACUAAAUCUGAUCUUCAGAAAGAAUACAACAUCCCUUUUUCCUAGCAGUUUUGCACAUAGGCCUGCCUGUAAGGAUGAACAUGUGAGGGGGUAAAGCUGUAAUUCAUACACCUGUGCGUGCUUGUAUCUAAUGAUCCAGUGAUAUCCUUCCUAAUGAGGAAAGAUAUUUGAAGUGCUGAUUAAGUGCAGAUACAUACCUCAUUUAAAUCUGAACACAUACAUAAUAAAAAUAACAAGAGCUUUUCUAAAUAAAGAUGUUUUCCUUAAUCACGGUCUAACCCAUCCACAGUGACUAACCUGAAUUUCAAAGAGUAUUUUCUCCAUACCACUUGAAUUGUAUGCUUUUCAGUUGUUGAAAUAUAAACAAAGUAUCAAGUUGUUAAGUACCAGAAGAGAUCCACCAGAAAUGUUAGUUUGUGCAUAAUCACAGUUGAGUAAGGACAGUUUUGGAUACCAGCCUUCACUCAGUUUCAGUAAUUUUAAUAUAACAUGUGUGGGUCUCGCUAUGUACCUAAACUUACAGGACUGUCUUACCAAUGGGGGUUUAUGUCUGUCCUGUUGCAACAAAUGUUUUUCCAUUUGAAUCUUGUAUAUUGGGGGGGGGGGGGAGAUUUCUAGGAUUUGUUUUGUUUUAAAUUGAGCAAAGUUACCCACACAAAAAGUCCUUUUUCUAAGCAUUAAAAAAAAAAAAAAAAAAAAAAGUGUACUUCCAUGACAAAGCUGUUUGUUUAAGCAUUGCCUUCCUUUUUUGGAUGAGUUACAGAAUAUAGAUUUUAUAUUGCACCUGGGUGUGCCUCUUAACUGCACUGUUUCUCUUCCUCUAACCAUUAACCUGCCUCCUCUGUAAUAAACUGUUCAUUUAGACCCCCAAGAAAAAGCUUUAAACAAGUCAUAUAAAUACCAACAUCUUUUUCCGUGGAAAAUUAUUACUUGUCAAUCUUAGAUUUCACAAGAAAUGCUUUUGUGAUACUUUGUACACUUAUGUUGUACUUGUAUUUUUUCAAAAAAAGAGGUCCCACUGAUAGCAAAGGGAAUAAUACAUGUUUAUAAAUACAUGACAAUUUUAAAUUUUUUUUAUAUUAUGGCUGUAUAUCUUAUCACUGAUGCAUGAUCAUAUGCAAUUAUAAUAAAGUUAAUAAGGAGGCUGUUUGUAUUUCAAAGGGAAAACUUGCUCAAGCCAUUUUUCUUCAAAUGCUUGAUUUGCUAGCAGUGUAGUUUCUUGUUCAUACACGAGGGGGCGCAUUAGACUUAAAGAUCUCAAAAUGGUUGAGUUGAAUAUAAGAAUUGCUAUAAUGAAUAAUUGGUGAUCUUUCAAAUUUGUAUUCUUUGACUUUUCAGGUGUGUUAUUAAAUAAAAUUCACAUUUUAAGUA
Molecule: messenger RNA, 5202 nt
Organism: Rhea pennata
Lineage: Eukaryota; Metazoa; Chordata; Aves; Rheiformes; Rheidae
Gene: CEP120
Product: centrosomal protein 120
Exons: 21
Coding region: 130-3201 (1023 amino acids)
Biological process (GO): centrosome cycle; interkinetic nuclear migration; positive regulation of centriole elongation
Cellular component (GO): centrosome; centriole
Source: RefSeq, a predicted model, not a curated record